Oryzias melastigma (Indian medaka) is the source of this 2564-nucleotide messenger RNA. RefSeq names its product proline-rich transmembrane protein 2 (gene prrt2). Gene Ontology annotation, cellular component: membrane. Lineage: Eukaryota; Metazoa; Chordata; Actinopteri; Beloniformes; Adrianichthyidae. The coding region runs from base 363 to 1025 and encodes 220 amino acids. The record is from RefSeq and is a predicted model, not a curated record. The transcript has 5 exons.
UUUCUUUGAGGGUUGGGUGAAGGAUGAAGUCCAGCCCUCCUCUCUGUUUCGCACGUAGUCUGGAUUUCACUUUUCACACCCCCUCCUCCUCCCGGAUCCACCCUGGAGACUCCAUCCAUCCAUCCCAGCCCUCUGCGCCGGAGCGAGGAUACACCAGCAGCCGCGCGUCGUGCGUUACCACACCCCCCACACACAGCGACGACUCCUUUACACAGCAGCAUCUGUGAAGGACGAGCUCAAUCUCUGCGUCUGAACUCACGAUGCCCAAACCCGGAGCCGUCCAAACGCAGCAAUAAAAGGUGUAACCAGGAGAAGCACAGACUACAGGACGAACCAAACAAGCCCCUCGUUUUGCUUUUACCAUGGCUGUGAACACGAUUCCAGCUGCACCUGCCUGGUCAGGCGACGAACAACCUUCCUUCCUGGAUCAGGAGAACUCCCAAGCCCCCGUCACUAUCCCGAGCCCCCCAAACACGGGCGAAGACCUCCUCCACAGCAGUACAGCAGCAAACACACGACCCACCCGCAGCAAAUCCAAAGGAGAGCUAGUCAUAGUCAUCAAUGAGAAACUAAAGAACGGUAACGGGAUCCACCCGACACCUGCAGACAGCACCUCUCCAGUUAUCUCCUCCCCUCCCAGAAGACAGCACUCCAUCUCCUACCCCCAUCAUAACGGCAAAACUCGGAAGGGCAGCAGGGCGGGCUCCAUCGGCUACACGUCCUUCUCGCCCAGGCCGUCCAUUUCUCGGCAUUCCAGCAUUGCGACCAACCCCCCUCUGGAUCGGUCCAAGGUCAAAGACUACCUCCUCCUGUCCGUGCUGGCCUGCUUCUGCCCCGUCUGGCCGAUCAACAUCGUCGGAUUCGUCUACUCCAUCAUGUCCAGGAACAGCCUUGAGCAGGGAAACCUGGACGGCGCCGUGCGUCUCGGACGUGUCGCCAAGAUGCUCUCCAUGGUGUCAUUAGUAGGAGGGACAGUCAUUAUCAUCGCCUGCAUUGUCAACCUAGCCAUAAAUGUGAAAACCUGAGUUUCAUCCCGGGAUGAAACGGGAUAAGGAAAGUGACCGUCUGGCCUGCACCUGCACCCACCGUCUGUACCGCCUAGUCAUUACCUGGAUGUGUGACAAAUGUGCACCCAACAAACAGUGCUUACUAAUCUUUCUGUAUUCUAUGUAGGCCCUAUUUUUUUUUUAUUUUUUUGCUAAUGGACUCAGUAAAAUAUGCAAAUGCUGCUGCUCUCAGUCUGCCUUGAGAGGGUGGAACUCCCUUUCUAUUCUGGCUAAGGCAUCCAAAAUGGUUUUUAGCACCCUUCAAGAAUCCUAAUACUACCUGCAGGAGCUCUGGACUUGAACAUAACAGAGAGGGGUGGUUUUUAAGGCUCCCAGCAUCCAUUAGAUCCACACACACACAAAAUGUCUGCCAAGCCCUCCUUUUUUUUCUCCUCCACCAACUGGACUCAUCCGUUUGCCAGUAAAUCCCCCCCCCCCAAGACACUCCGCGAGGCUGUGGGAUUUAUGUUGCGCUGGAAUCAAACGGCAGAAAGUCGAGGAACUGCACUUUGUCCUCCUGCUUCAAACUGUCCUCUGUGACUUUCAUGUCUCCACGAUGCCCCACAUCCUGAGCCUGAGAGCGAGCAUGCGGGCGGAUGAAAGAGAGGCUUACCCAGGACUAGCUACUGGCGCUAAAACGGAAAAGGAUUAUGAAAAGUCUAACACAGUCAGGCACAGUCAUCCCAGCAAAGAAGAAAUAAGAAAAAUGUGCCAAACAAAAGAAUUUACAGGAAGACUACAUCCUCUCUGAAGACCAGACUCGUUUUUACAGCUUUUCUGAACACACGCUCCAACCACUGUGAACUACAACUAAGCUCUAUCCUCUACUUUUUCAAAAACAUUUGUAAUGGAUUGUUUCUCCCUUAACGGGAUGCUAUUUAAUGGUGGUAAAUAUGAGCGUGUGUGAGGGCUCCUAAAUGUGGUUAACAAAUUCAUUAGCUUCAGUGGACAUGAAGGUCUAUAUGAUCUGUAUACGUUGGAUACCUGUUUUUGUUGUGUUCGCAACAGGAUAUUCUGUGGAUUUGUACAAAACACUGGGUCAGACGUGAGAUAUUUUAGUAGCAUCAUUGUAGCAAUAGUUUGGAAGACUCUUUAAUUUAUUAUUAUACUCUUUUUCUGUCUUUAAUGCCUAAUCUUUACCUACCUGUGGUUCUUUCUCACUGUGAUCUGAAGCAGCCGGUGAAGCUCUCCUAACUUACUGUGUCCUCUGCUAUCAAUCAUGUACAGACUUGUUACUUUCUGUAACAAACAAUAUUCUUCUUUCUUAUCAGGUAAAUGUAACCGUAACCAACACUUGUAUGUAAUAUAUUAUGCAAAUAUAAAUAUAUCGUGAUGAUUCUGUAGAUCUAAUGUAGGCUUCAGAAACUGUUCUGACAGACUUUAUACUCCCAGGCUUCUCUAAGCUUUUGUGUUUAUUAAUGAGCAUGUUGUGAGAUAUUUUUCAGUCAUGUAUAAUACAGUAAACGAUGAAGGUUGUACUUCUGCAGCACAUUCAUAAUAAAGACAAAAUGCAUGUGA